This is a messenger RNA of Ochlerotatus camptorhynchus, 453 nucleotides long. RefSeq names its product histone H3. The transcript has a single exon. Gene Ontology annotation, molecular function: protein heterodimerization activity; structural constituent of chromatin; DNA binding. The coding region runs from base 39 to 449 and encodes 136 amino acids. Gene Ontology annotation, cellular component: nucleosome. Lineage: Eukaryota; Metazoa; Arthropoda; Insecta; Diptera; Culicidae. The record is from RefSeq and is a predicted model, not a curated record.
ACUCAGGAUACGUUCGGAACCAACAACUUAUAAGAAAAAUGGCUCGUACCAAGCAAACGGCUCGUAAAUCCACAGGAGGAAAGGCUCCUAGGAAACAGUUGGCUACCAAGGCCGCUCGCAAAAGCGCUCCGGCUACCGGUGGUGUGAAGAAGCCUCAUCGGUAUCGCCCAGGCACCGUCGCUCUACGAGAAAUCCGUCGCUAUCAGAAGUCCACCGAGCUGCUAAUCCGAAAGUUACCCUUCCAACGGUUGGUUCGUGAAAUUGCACAGGAUUUCAAGACGGAUCUUCGCUUCCAGAGUUCAGCCGUCAUGGCCCUGCAGGAAGCCAGCGAGGCAUAUCUGGUGGGACUCUUCGAGGAUACCAACCUGUGCGCGAUCCAUGCCAAACGAGUGACCAUCAUGCCCAAGGACAUUCAGCUGGCCCGUCGCAUCCGUGGAGAGCGAGCUUAAACAG